AUGACGAGCUGCUUCAUUAACACAACCCUCGCCGCUAUCCCCCGUUAUUUACCCAUUCGCCGAUCAUGCAACGUUGACGAUCCAUCUGAAGCCCUGCGUCUCUCACACCGCUACCUCCAGAAAAACGAACCUCUGAAGAACGAACUCUGGGACGCAAACACAUUACGGCAACGAUACGACCGCUAUGUCGUGGACCACACCAGACACAGCCACGGCCGGCGGCAAGCCCCAACCAUCCCCUCGAUAUACACGAUCGACACAUACAUCCACGUCGUCGCCGACUCAUCGACCGCAAACCCCCUUUCAGCAGACUACGUGACCGACACGAUGAUCCAGAACCAAUUCCGCUUCCUUAGCGCGGCGUACCGCAACUCCAGCAUCGGCUACCGACUGGCAGGCGUCGACCGCACCGUCAACGACACCUGGGCCGCCAACGGCGACGACCUGGCCAUGAAAAGCGCCCUGCGCCGCGGCACCUACUCCGCCCUCAACAUCUACUACCAGUCGCAGCUGCGCACCACGUCCGAGACCCCCGGCGUGCCUGCGGGCGCCCUGCUACUGGGGUUCUGCUCGCUCCCAGCUGCAGGCGUCACACGCUCCACCCCACCAGAUGCCUAUGUCGUCGACGGAUGUAAUAUCCUCAGCGGCACGAUGCCCGGUGGCAAGGUCGGCGGGUAUAAUCUCGGUGGCACGACGGCGCAUGAGGUCGGCCACUGGAAUGGGCUCUUGCAUACCUUCAGCGGGCACAGUUGUCGGCUCGACGACUUGGGAGACUAUGUGGCCGACACGCCGCAGCAGGCGACCAGUACAAGUGGCUGCCCAGCCUCGAAAGACACCUGCUCGGACAGCGGCGGCUACAGCGGCCCAGACGCCAUCCACAAUUUCAUGGACUACAGCAUGGAUGCGUGCUAUACAGGCUUCACGCCCGGCCAGGGGGCUAGGAUGCUCAAUAUUUGGCAGAUCUAUCGGGCGGGUCUUUGA
Molecule: messenger RNA, 981 nt
Organism: Exophiala aquamarina CBS 119918
Lineage: Eukaryota; Fungi; Ascomycota; Eurotiomycetes; Chaetothyriales; Herpotrichiellaceae
Exons: 3
Coding region: 1-981 (326 amino acids)
Molecular function (GO): metallopeptidase activity
Source: RefSeq, a predicted model, not a curated record